Trichechus manatus latirostris (Florida manatee) is the source of this 2121-nucleotide messenger RNA. Its product is annotated as disintegrin and metalloproteinase domain-containing protein 1a-like. Gene Ontology annotation, molecular function: metalloendopeptidase activity. Bases 1 to 2121 code for a protein of 706 amino acids. The transcript has a single exon. Gene Ontology annotation, biological process: proteolysis; male gonad development; binding of sperm to zona pellucida. The record is from RefSeq and is a predicted model, not a curated record. NCBI's taxonomy places the organism in Eukaryota, Metazoa, Chordata, Mammalia, Sirenia, Trichechidae. Gene Ontology annotation, cellular component: external side of plasma membrane; sperm head plasma membrane; plasma membrane.
AUGCGUUGUAAGCAGGAAACUCUUUAUCAUGAAAUAGUAAUCCCUAGGAACCUGAUGAUGUUCAGAGGAUUGGAAGAAAAAGCAGAAAAGGUGUCUUAUGUUCUUCUGAUAAGAGGAAAAUGGCAUAUUAUUAACUUGAAGCAAAAGAGAGGAUUGUUUGUCAGGAACUUCCCUGUUUACACACAUCAAAAUGGGAAACUAGGCUUGGACGUGCCUUUUACACAGGAUGACUGCUACUAUGAUGGGUACUCAGAGGGUGACACAGAUUCUCUUGUGACUAUCAGCACUUGCUCAGGGCUAAAGGGAAUCCUAAGCUUACAUGGCACUGUCUUUGGCAUCAAGCCUAUAUACACCUCAAAGAAAUUUGAGCACAUGGUUUACAGCAUAUCCCUAAAAUCAAGCAGGUCCUGUGCAGUCAGUGGAGAAGAACAGGAAGAGCUCUUAACCAAUUCACCAUUUCAGAGCAGAAUAGAACCCUUCUCAGCUCCUAUGUCUUAUAUGUGGUCACACCCCAAGUAUGUAGAAAUGUUUAUUGUGGUUGACAACAAGCGGUUCCAAAUGUGGAAUAGUAAUGUGACCAAGACGAUGCAGAUGGUAAUGGAUGUCCACGCUCUGGUCAACAGGUACAUGAGGGAGCUAAAUGUGAAAGUAGUACUUACUGGGUUAGAGAUCUGGACAGAGAGAAACCUAGUGCAAAUUUCCCUGAAUCUGCAGGAAACGCUUCAAAAUUUUAACCAAUGGAGAAACUGGCAUCUUUUGAGAAGGGUGAAGCAUGAUGUUGCUCACAUGAUUACUGGCCAAAACCCUGGAAAGUACCAGGGCCAUGCAUUUCUCAGUGGUAUCUGCACUGAUAAGAAUGCAACCAGCGUGGCAUCUUUCUCUCAUGAAGAUAUACCCCAUCUGGCAGCUCUCAUGGCACAUGAGCUUGGCCACAACCUGGGAAUGAAGCAUGACCAUGUGGCCUGCAAGUGCCACGGCCAGAAUCUUUGUACUAUGCAUGAAUUUAUUACCGUAGAUAUGGGCUUCAGCAACUGCAGCUUCCACCACUUCUACCAGCUGUUGUAUAAGCAUGGAGGGGACUGCCUGUUUAAUAAACCUGAGCUCCAGAGCUCCUUUGGAAAGUCAUAUUGUGGGAAUAAGAUAGUGGAUCAAGGAGAAGAAUGUGAUUGUGGCAGUAACCUUGAUUGUCAAAAGGAUCACUGUUGUCUGCCUUCAUGUCGGCUAAAGAAGGGCUCAGAUUGUGCAUUUGGAUCCUGCUGUAAAAACUGCAAAUUUCUAAAGGCAACCACACUCUGCCGCCCCAGUGUGGAUGAGUGUGACCUCCCAGAGUACUGUAAUGGCACCUCCAAGUGGUGCCAGGAAGAUACCUACAAGCAAGAUGGCACCCCUUGCAAAGAACAAGGUUAUUGUUACCAGGGCGAGUGCAAAAGCCUGGAGAAUCAGUGUGUUAAAAUCUUUGGAAAGGGCACUAGGGUGGCGCAGGAAAAGUGCUAUCAUUACAUGAAUACCAAGGGGGACAGGUUUGGGAACUGUGGCAGUGAGUCUAAAGGGAUGUUCAAGAUCUUCCACAAGUGCAAGGCCAAAGAUGUAAAAUGUGGGAGGCUGCUAUGUGAAAACAUUCAAAAGCUCCCACGCAUUGAAAAAUAUCACACACUUAUCCAGUUCCCAAUGCAGGACUCAUGGUGUUGGGGUGCAGAGUUUUUUGAAGCCAUAGAUAGGGCUGAUGAGGGGGAGGUGAAGGAUGGUACCCCAUGUGGUCCACAGAAGAUCUGUAUCAAUCAAACUUGCUUAGAUACCACUGUGCUCCACUAUGACUGCAACCUGGAAAAGUGUCAUGGAAGGGGUGUUUGCAACAAUUUUAAGAACUGCCACUGUGCCUAUGGCUAUGCCCCUCCAACAUGUGAAUUUGAAGGUUAUGGGGGCAGUUUGGACAGCGGCCCAGCUUCACAUGUCCCCUCUGACUCUCAGUAUGGCAAAAUGCUGAAAAUCCUAAUCUGGGUCUUGCCUAUCCUUUCAUUAUUCCUCAUUCCUACUAUCUUUUUGCUUGCCUACGUCCACAGAAGAUCUAAGACCAGUGUCAAUGCAAAAAAUUCACCGGAGCAGCAAGAUGAACAAACUUGA